Caretta caretta (loggerhead turtle) is the source of this 3801-nucleotide messenger RNA. The record is from RefSeq and is a predicted model, not a curated record. Lineage: Eukaryota; Metazoa; Chordata; Testudines; Cheloniidae.
AUGCCUGGGGGGGGAAUCUCUCACGCUCUCUCUGUCCCCCCCCAGACAUCCCCCCCGGUCUCCCUGGGGCUGGCGCUCGCCUCCGACGAGAUCUCCAGGUCCCAGAUCGUUGCCUGCGGCCCCCGGCUCCAGCAGCGCUGCGAGGAGAACGUGUAUCUGCAGGGGCUCUGCUACGUGUGGGGGGGCUGGGAGCGCCCCCCCCGGGCCCUGCACCCGGCCGGCCAAGAGUGCAUUUCGGGGGUGGACGUGGCUAUUUUAUAUGACGACUCGCAGAGCAUCCAGCCCGACGACUUCAGGCUCAUGAAACAAUUCAUCCGGGAGCUGCUGCGGGCCCUGGCGGGGCCCCGCAUCCAGAUCGCCGUGGUCCAGUUCUCCUCCGAGAUCCACCACGUUUUCACCUUUGCCGACUACGCCGCCAAGGGCCCGAUGGCCGUGGAGCAGGACCUGGAGGCCUUCUCCCAUCUGAAGGGCAACACCCGCACCCCCUCGGCCAUCCUCUUCGUGGUAGGCCAGACCUUCGCCCCCGAGAACGGCGCCCGGCCCCACGCCAAGAAGCUGCUGGUCGUCCUGACCGACGGGGAGUCCACCGACGACGGCGCCCUCUUCCCCAAGGCCAUCCGGGCGGCCGACAGCAAGGGGCUGGUCCGCUACGCCAUCGGGGUGGGCGAGGCGUUCUCCAAGGCCGAGGCACGCCAGGAGCUGCACACCAUCGCCUCGCGGGCUGAGAACGUCUUCCAGGUCGGGAGCUUCUCCGCCCUCAGCACCAUCCAGGAGCAGCUUCGCGAGAAGAUCUUCGCUAUCGAAGGGACGGCCCAGGUUUCCAACGCCAGCUCGUUCCAUCUGGAGCUGUCGCAAGGUGGAUUCAGCGCCCUGCUCACCCCGGAGGCUGUUGUGGUGGGGGCGGUGGGGGCCUACGACUGGGCGGGGGGGCUGGAGGAGUGGUCCGGAGACCCUCUCCUCGCCAACUUCAUCAAUGAGUCCUCACUGGGGCAGGAGGCCAAGGACUCGUACCUGGGCUAUGCCGUGGCCCUGGCCCGCCAGGGGGGCCGUGUCCUCUACGUGGCUGGAGCCCCCCGGUUUGGGCACGUCGGGCGUGUGGGAGUCUUCCAGCGCAGCGGGGGGCGGGUCAGAGACAGUGUCCUGGGGGAGCAGGUGGGCUCCUCCUUCGGGGCCGAGCUCUGCACCCUGGACCUGGACGGGGACGGCGAGACAGACCUGGUUCUGAUCGGGGCCCCCGGCCACCAGAACCGCAGCUGGGGCGGCCUGGUCCAGGUCUGCGCCCUGCGGGACGGGGGCUCCCUGAGAUGCACCCAGAGGCUGUGGGGGUCCCCGGGGGAUGGGCUGGGCCGGUUCGGGGCGGCGCUGGGGCCCCUGGGGGACGUGAACGGGGACGGCGUGAGAGACGUGGCCAUCGGGGCCCCCAUGGAGGAUGAGGGCCAGGGGGCCCUUUACAUCUUCCUGGGGGAACCGGGGAGACUGGCCUUGAGAGACCCCCACAGCCAGCGCGUCUCCGCCCGGUCUCUUUCUCCCGCCCUCCGGUUUUUCGGGCAGUCCGUCCAGGGCCGGCUGGAUCUCAGCGGGGACGGACUCACGGACGUGGCUGUUGGGGCCCUGGGCCGGGCCGUGCUGCUCAGGUCCCGUCCGGUGAUCGGCGUCUCCUGCUCUCUGGCGCUGAAUCCGGCCCGGAUCCCCCUGGACGAUGCCGGCUGCACAGGGGGGUUAGGUGCGGGGGCCAGGGGGGUCACCCUGACCCUGUGCUUCAACCUCAGCCAGAUCAGCCUGGGGGGGCCAGCCCCGCUUCGCGCCCGCGUCUCCUUCACGCUCCAGGUGGAUGCUGGGAAAUCCAACCCGCGCCUGGUGCUGCACGACGGGACCUCGCAGCUCUUGGAGACCCUGCGGGUCGGCACCAGGCCAGCCUGCGGAACCAAAGCCCUGCACGUCCUGCCCUGCCUGGAGGAUUUCCUGGCGCCGGUGGAGCUGCAGGUGAAUUUCUCGGUCCAAGGGGAGCCGGUCCCGGGCACGCGGGGUCUGACGCCCCUGCUCCUCCCCAGCACCAACACCACCACCCACAUACAGGUUCCCUUUGAGAAGAACUGCGGGGCAGACGAGGUCUGUGUGGCUGACCUGCGCGUCUCCUUCAACUUCUCGGGGUCCCCAGGACUCAGACUGAGCCCCCAUUUCCCACUCAACCUGACGGUGCAGCUGGAGAACGUGGGCGAAAUCGCUUAUGGGCCGGUGCUGACGAUCCAGUACCCCCCAGGGCUCUCCUUCCGGGGGGGCUCUGUCCUGCAGUCCCACUGGCCGGUCUCUCUGGUUUGCGACGUGCCCGGGGCUCCCGGCCGUCUGUCUGUCCUCAACGGUUCCUGCCAGCUCAGCCCCCCGGCCCUGCGGGAGAGAACGAAGGUUUUCCUCCGUCUCUCUUUCCACGUCUCCUCUGACACCACCUGGGGGGACGGCCCAGCCUCCUUCACUGUCCGAGCUGACUGUCAGAAUGAGAACGGGACCCUGGCGGACAACGCAGCCACGCGGGAGCUGCCGGUUCUGCGCCCGGUCGGGGUCGUCGUGACCGGGUUGGAUUCGAGCACCUACGUCAGCGUCCCGUCGGAGCUGCCGGCGUGCCAAGCCAUCGCCCACCGCUACCAGGUGCAGAAUUUGGGGCCCCCCACUGUGCCCGUCACUGUGACCUUUGAACUCCCCAUCCGGGCCGAACUCGGCUUCAUCUGGGACGUAUCUGUGAACCUCAGCAGUGGGGAACAUGGGUUCACAUGCACCCAGCCUCUGACGCUCCGAAUGGGGGCUGCCGCCCAGACCCCAAAGGAACCAGUGACACGCGGGUGUCUAGGGGCGUCUGUCUGCACCCGGGUCCGGUGUCAGGUGGCCUCCCUGGCCGGUGGAGAAUCCCGCAGCUUUAACUUCUCCGGGGAGCUGCGUAGGCCGGAGGACGGAGCUCAGCUGGAAGCCCGCAAAGUCUGGCUCCGCAGCGAAGCAGCCGUCAGCAUCGACGAGACCAAAUACUUCCAGAUCCAGCCAGAGGAAUUCCAGUACAGCCAGAUCACCACGGAGGUGGAGAUAAUUUCCCACUUCAAUCCGGUCCCGGUGAUUAUCGGCAGCUCCAUUGGGGGCGUCCUGCUUCUCGCCGUAAUGGUCGGGCUCCUGUAUAAGUUCGGCUUCUUCAAGCGGAAUCGGCCCAUGGCCCCGGAGGAGACCCCAGGAGGGGAGACUGUGUCUGGGGGUCCGCAGGAAAACAACGCCCUGCCGGAGCCCCCCGCCACGCAGGGAUCCACUGACCCCGAGGGGGUGUCGUGACACUGCAGCGGGGGGGCUGGGAGCCAGGACUCCUGGGUUCUCUCCCCAGCUCUGGGAAGGGAGUGGGGUCUGGUGGGUAGAGCAGUGGGGGUUGGGAGCCAGGACUCCUGGGUUCUAUCCCCGGCUCUGGGAAGGGAGUGGGGUCUGGUGGGUUAGAGCAGGGGGGGCUGGGAGCCAGGACUCCUGGGUUCUCUCCCCAGCUCUGGGAAGGGAGUGGGGUCUAGUGGUUAGAGCUGGGGGGCUGGGAGCCAGGACUCCUGGGUUCUAUCCCCGGCUCUGGGAAGGGAGUGGUGUCUAGUGGUUAGAGCUGGGGGGCGGACGGACUGGGAGCCAGGAUUCCUGGGUUCUCUCCCCAGCCGUGGGAGGGGAAUGUUCUCAUUUCUGAAAGUGUCUUUUGUCUGAUUAUUUUGUUCCAGUUUCUGCUUUGUGGUUUUCUUUGUUUUUAAACCGGAGGAAAAAACUGGAGACAAAACUGCUUUGGUCACUAAUUUCUUU